Rotaria sp. Silwood2 is the source of this 1671-nucleotide messenger RNA. The record is from the annotation of a GenBank genome assembly. NCBI's taxonomy places the organism in Eukaryota, Metazoa, Rotifera, Eurotatoria, Philodinida, Philodinidae.
AUGCCAGGCUUCGAUGAUGAAUUUACAAGAACCGGUUCGUCAUAUACUGCAUACAAAUCUCAAAUAACACCUCGCACAACAAAUGUUCAACGUCGUGCAGGUGGUCCAGCAGGGAUUAUGACACGAAUGUAUCAAAGUUACUCUUCAACAGGUGCUAGUGGUGGUUUUAAUGCUGGUGGUCUUGGUGCUGGAAUGGCAGGUUUAGCAUCAAUAGCUGGCCUUGGCAACUUUGCUGGUAUACCAUUACGACCAAAUCGUGGUGUAACAGCAUUAGUUGCUGUUAAUGAAACACGUGAAAGAGAAAAACGUGAAUUAUGUCAAUUAAAUGAUAAAUUCGCUCAAUAUGUUGAAAAGGUACGAUUUCUUGAAGCACAAAAUCGUAAAUUACAAUUAGAAUUAGAAGCAUUACAAAAUAAAUCUGGACAUGGUUCAUCAAGAAUAAAAGAAAUGUAUGAAGUUGAAAUGAGUGAAGCAAAAAAACUAAUUGAUGAUACAACAAAAGAUCGUGCAGCAGCUGAAGUUAAAGCUCGUGAUGCUGAAAAAGAAGCAGGUCGUUAUCGUAAACGUUAUGAUGAAAUUUUAAAUAGUCGUGAAACAGAUCGUACAGCAAUUGAUCGUCUUCAACAACAAAUAGCUGAAAAUGAAGCACAAAUUAAUUUAUUUCGUCGUCGUUUAAGUGAUCUUGAAGAUGAAGCACGACGUUAUAAAGCUGAAACACAACGUUUAGCAUCUGAAAUAGCACGUUUACAAAAUGAAAUACAAAAUGAAACAUUAGUUAAAAGUACACUUGAUACAGAAAAAAUGGCAUUAGAAGAUGAACUUGCUAUGAUUAAACAAAUGCAUGAAGCUGAUUUAAAUGAAUUACGUUCAAAAACAGUUGUUGAUGUUAGUUUAGAUCCUUCACAUUUCUUUCGUAAUGAAUUAGCACAAGCUAUUCGUGAUAUUCGUAAUCAAUUUGAAGCAGCAAAUGAACAACAACGUGCAGAAUUACAUAAUCGUUAUAUGAUGUCCUAUAAUGAACUUAUAUUAAAAUAUCAAAAACCUGAUCUUGAUCCAAUACAAACUGAACAACAACGAAUUCAAGAAGAAAGAUUACGUACAACAUUAUUAUCAACACGUAAUGAAGUUGCACAUAUGAAAGCAAGAAAUGAAGAAUUAAAUAAUAGAAUAAAAGAACUUCAAAUACAUAUUACUCAAGAACGCGAAGAUGGUAGUCGUUCACUACAAAGACGUUCAGCUGAUAUUGAAGAAUUACGUCGUAAAUUAGAAAUCUUACAACGACAAUAUGAAGAAGUUACAAAUAUGAAAACAUCAUUAGAAAAAGAAAUAAGUACAUAUAGAGAAUUACUUGAAGGAACAAAUAAUCGUGAAGGUCUCAAACAAAUUGUUGACCAUGUUCUUGAAGAAGCACGACGAUACGAACAUGAACGAUCAGCAGGUGCUAUAGAUGUUGCUGGUUCACUUUCAUAUUCAGGUGGUGGUGGUGGUGGUGGUGGUUCAACAGUAACUCAACGUAUAUAUACUUCAACUUCAGGAUCAGGUGUAAGUGGUUCUGGAUUUACUGGUUCAAUGGGUAGUCCUAGCCGAAUUACUGCUAGUUAUAGUGCAACACAAGGUGGCGGUGGUGUAUCGUAUUCAAAUAUAACAAGUCGCCGUGAAUUUUCAUCAUAA